Rhineura floridana is the source of this 4758-nucleotide messenger RNA. RefSeq names its product zinc finger protein 501-like. NCBI's taxonomy places the organism in Eukaryota, Metazoa, Chordata, Lepidosauria, Squamata, Rhineuridae. Gene Ontology annotation, biological process: negative regulation of transcription by RNA polymerase II. Gene Ontology annotation, molecular function: DNA-binding transcription repressor activity, RNA polymerase II-specific. The record is from RefSeq and is a predicted model, not a curated record. The coding region runs from base 164 to 3427 and encodes 1087 amino acids. The transcript is spliced from 6 exons.
AGAGGGGGGAGCGGUCUCCAUUCAUAAUCCAGGAACUUGGCCACGAGGAGGAAGAGAGAACAAAGAGGCCCUUGAGAGCUGCUCCCUACAAAACGUGUCUCGUGGCGAAAGGUGUGGGAGUCCCAGAGGUGGCCUAGUUUACUCCUCCCUCUCGGGCAGCACCAUGGCCUCAGAGGCACCGUCCGGAUUGUCUCUUCUCUGGGAUAGAGUGGAAAGAGCAGCCGGGCAGCCCCGUCAGGAUCUGUUGCCCUUCCAGGGUCUGGUGACCUUUGAAGAGGUGGCCGUGUAUUUCACAGAGGAGGAAUGGGCCCUGCUGGAUCCUGGCCAAAGAGCUCUGCACAGGGAAGUCAUGGAGGAGAAUUAUGAGAUGGUGGCCUCUCUCGCAGGUGAUGGACAGAAGAAUGACAAUUAUGGAGAACCGCUGAUGGUGCCACUGGAAAUAGCCAAGAGUGAGGGUCAAAAGGAGAUCUUUGGAAAUCACAGGAGACCAAAAACGUCUGAAAGAAAUCAGUCAAAGAAUGGGAGCAAGAAAGCCUCUACUUCUCAUACUUUUCAUCAAAGAACACACACCGGAAAAAAACCAUUUAAAUGCAUGGAGUGUGGGAAGAGCUUCACUCGGAAUUAUCACUUUACUUUACAUCUCAGAACCCACACAGGGGAGAAACUCUUUAAAUGCAGGGAGUGUGGAAAGUGCUUCAGUAGGAAAGAUUGCUGUACUUUACAUGAAAGGAAGCACACAGGUGAGAAACUCUUUAAAUGCAGGGAGUGUGGAAAGAGCUUCAGUGUAAAGAAUAACCUUACUUCACAUCAAAGAAGCCACAUAGGGGAGAAACUAUUUAAAUGUGUGGAGUGUGGAAAGAGCUUCAAUCGGAGCAGUAAACUUACUUUACAUCACAGAACACACACAGGGGAGAAACCGUUUAAAUGUGUGGAGUGUGGAAAGAGCUUCAGUCAGAGGUGUAAACUUAAUUUACAUCACAGAAUCCAUACAGGGGUGAAACCAUUUAAAUGCAUGGAGUGUGGAAAGAGCUUCAGUGUAAAGAAUAACCUUACUUCGCACCAAAGAACCCACACAGGGGAGAAGCCAUUUAAAUGUGUGGAGUGUGGCAAGAGCUUCAGUCAGAACAGUAAACUUACUUUACAUCACAGAACACACACAGGGGAGAAACCGUUUAAAUGUGUGGAGUGUGGAAAGAGUUUCAGUCAGAGCUGUAAACUUAAUUUACAUCACAGAAUCCAUACAGGGGAGAAACCAUUUAAAUGCAUGGAGUGUGGAAAGAGCUUCAGUCGGAGCAGUAAACUUACUUUACAUCACAGAAUCCAUACAGGGGAGAAACCGUUUAAAUGCAGGGAGUGUGGAAAGUGCUUUCGUCAGAAUGGUCACCUUACAUUACAUCAAAGAACGCACACGGAGAAACCAUUUAAAUGCAGUGAGUGUGGCAAGAGCUUCAGUCAGAGCAGUAAACUUACUUUACAUCACAGGAUACACACAGGGGAGAAACCAUUUAAAUGCAUGGAGUGUGGCAAGAGCUUCAGUCAGAACAGUAAACUUACUUUACAUCACCGAACACACACAGGUGAGAAACCGUUUAAAUGCAUGGAGUGUGGCAAGAGUUUCAGUCAGAGCAGUAAACUUACUUUACAUCAGAGAAAACACACAGGCGAGAAACCAUUUAAAUGCAGGGAGUGUGGCAAGUGCUUCAGUCAGAAUUGUAACCUUACUACACAUGAACGAACCCACACAGGGGAGAAACCAUUUAAAUGCAUGGAGUGUAGCAAGAGCUUCAGUCAGAGCAGUAAACUUAAAUUACAUCAGAGAAAACACACAGGGGAGAAACUAUUUAAAUGCAAGGAGUGUGGCAAGUGCUUUCAUCAGAAUGGUCACCUUACAUUACAUCAAAGAACGCACACAGAGAAACCAUUUAAAUGCAUGGAGUGUGGCAAGAGCUUCAGUCAGAGCAGUAAACUUACUUUACAUCACCGAACACACACAGGGGAGAAACCAUUUAAAUGCAGGGAGUGUGGCAAGAGCUUCAGUCAGAGCAGUAAACUUACAUUACAUCAGAGAAAACACACAGGGGAGAAACCAUUUAAAUGCAUGGAGUGUGGCAAGUGCUUCAGUCAGAAUUGUAACCUUACUACACAUGAACGAACCCACACAGGGGAGAAACCAUUUAAAUGCAUGGAGUGUGGCAAGAGCUUCAGUCAGAGCAGUAAACUUAGUUUACAUCAGAGAAAACACACAGGGGAGAAACUGUUUAAAUGCAGGGAGUGUGGCAAGUGCUUCAGUCAGAAUUGUAACCUUACUACACAUGAACGAACCCACACAGGGGAGAAACCAUUUAAAUGCAGGGAGUGUGGCAAGAGCUUCAGUCAGAGCAGUAAACUUAAAUUACAUCACAGAAAACACACAGGGGAGAAACCAUUUAAAUGCAGGGAGUGUGGCAAGUGCUUCAGUCAGAAUAGUCACCUUACAGUACAUGAAAGAACCCACACAGGGGAGAAACCAUUUAAAUGCAGUGAGUGUGGAAGGAGCUUCAGCUGGCUUCUUAUUUCACAUCAGAGAAUUCACACAGGAGAAAAACCAUAUAGAUGUGUGGAAUGUGGAAAGAGCUUUAGCCAUAGCUCUAGCCUUACUUCACAUCAAAGACUUCACACAGGGGUGAAACCAUAUACCUGCUUUGAGUGUGGAAAGAGUUUCAGGCUUAGCUCAGAACUUAGUUCACAUAGCAGAAUCCACACAGGAGAGAAACCAUAUAAAUGUUUGGAAUGUGGAAGGACGUUCGCCCACAGCGCGUCCCUUACUUCACAUAAGAGAACUCACACAGGGGAGAAACCAUAUAAAUGCUUAGAAUGUGGAAAGAGCUUCAGUCAGAGUUCACAUCUUUCUUCCCAUCAGAGGACUCACACUGGCAAGAAACCAUAUAAAUGCUGGGAGUGUGGAAAGAGCUUCAGUCAGAGUUCACACCUUACAGUGCAUCAGCGGAUCCACACAGGAGAGAAACCAUAUAAAUGCACGACAUGUGGGAAGAGCUUCAGUAAUAAGACAUACCUUACUUGUCAUCACAGAAUCCACACAGGGGAGAAGCCGUAUAAGUGCUUUGAGUGUGGAAAGAGCUUCAAUCAGAGUACAAGCCUUAGUACGCAUCAAAAGAUGCACAGAGGAGAAAAGAAUACGUGCUUUGAAUGUGGAAAAAGCUUCAAUUGUAGCUCAAGUCUUACUUCUCAUCAGAAAAUCCACACAGGAGAGAAACCAUAUAACUGCUUUGAGUGUGGAAAGAGUUUCAGGCAUAGCUCAGAACUUAGUUCACAUAGCAGAAUCCACACAGGAGAGAAACCAUAUAAAUGUUUGGAAUGUGGAAGGACGUUCGCCCACAGCUCAUCCCUUACUUCACAUAAGAGAACUCACACGGGAGAAACCAUAUAAAUGCUUAGAAUGUGGAAAGAGCUUUAGGUGGAGUACACACUUUACUUCUCAUCAGAAAAUCCACACCGGAAACCAUAUAAGUGCUUGUAGUGUGGGAAGAGCUUUCGAUGGAAAACAUACUUCAUCUCACAUCAAAGAAUCCAUAUGGAGGAGCCACUAUAAAAAUAUCACACUAGAUUAUAAGUAUCCAUAUCUCUUGCAGAACUAGAGGUUCCCAACCACUGCUGGAGAAACACCGUAACUCAAUGUAACCUGUUGAAAAUGGUUGGCAAGCUUUGAAUACAGACAAAAAGGAGGACUAAUAUUUUCACAUUCCGUAUAUGUAAUGUUUUUGAAUGUGGUUAGCAAUAAUGCAUUUAUUUUGCUUUCUCCUUGGAAGUAAUAGAUGGAUUAAGCGAGAGGAGAAUUUCUUUAUGCAUUACAAAGGGGAUCACUGGAAUAAUGCAGUUCUCUGCUUUGCAAAUUCAACAAGGCUAAUAAUUCUGAGCUUUUGAAACAUUAAGAUGUUCAAGGGCUUCUAAACAUGAGUGCUUUCUUUGCUCAGCAGAGGGAUCCAUAGGUAAACUCUUAGAAUACCUCCUUCUGUUUAAAGGGUGCCCUUUGAACCAUACACAUCUUCAGGAUAAAACUUGGGUAGGACAUUACAGUGAAGUGUCUGCUUUGUGUUACAUGUUUCAGUGGAAUGGUGGGAUAUAUACAUAUAUAACAUUGUAUAUUGUUUCUCAACUUCUGGAGGUGGAGGCCAGACAUCUUGACUUGGAUUCCAACCUAUUAUUAGUUGCAGGCAGAAGUAAGGGCAGCUAGUUAAGAUUAGCAUCACCGGAGUGUGUUUACCAGCUCAAGUGUGUCUUCAUACAAUGAGCAAAAGUGUGGGGAUCCGUGGUCGAAUUGGAUGAUCUCGAAGGAGGGGGGAAAUCAAGUUCCACAGAUGUUUUCAAUUUGCUAAUUUUAACAAGCUUCGAGACGUACAAACGUGUCAUGACAUCCUUCAAGGACCAAAUAUGAAAGCGCAGACGGAAGAGGGCCAUCUCUGCUUUAGGGUCACGGCAGAAUCAAAUCAACAGAUGUUUCUGUUUUGCGAACUGGAUUUGGUGUUCAUCCCAAAGUGAAGGAGAUGUACUUUUUAACAGUUGUGUUUUUUUAAAUUAGAUUUUAAAUAUACAGAAAGACAAAAGAUACAAAAGCCACUACAAUAAACAGAAAGAAAGAAACGUACAAUCAGCGAUUGUGUUCCAGUGUAUAUGGGGAGGGGGUCAUGGGACUGGAAAGGCUUUGAGGCAAAGGGCUGGUCCCUCCGGGCAGAAGGACAUGCAGCUCAGUCUGCACAGAAA